Molecule: messenger RNA, 721 nt
Organism: Vigna umbellata (rice bean)
Lineage: Eukaryota; Viridiplantae; Streptophyta; Magnoliopsida; Fabales; Fabaceae
Source: RefSeq, a predicted model, not a curated record
GGUUCUACUCUGUUGUUCCCGCAAGUGGGGUUCAUUAUUUUCUUGUUCUAAGCUUUCAGUGAAAAGGGUAUUCUUAUAAGGUUUUCUAGCUUUCUGGGAUUUUUUUUACUUGGAUAAUGAAGUUGCUUUUGCAAAGGGUAUUCUACUUUGAUUUGAUAGCUAUCUGUGUUUUGGAUUUAGAAGAAUAUAUGGGGUGGUGGGUUUUAAGUGCACGCAAAUGAAUGUUUCUGACUGGUGUUGUUGCUGGUAGGGAAAGAAAAGCAAAAUCCUGUUCAGUUCAGGAGGGACAAUCUAGAGGCUUUGUGUUUUCUGGGUUUCUGGGAUGUAUCUUUCAAAGGGUUGCAGGUGUGAAGUUGUUCUCUUUUUGUGGUUUUCCUGCUAUUUUCUAUUGGCUGCUAGUCAGGUCACUGACCCCACAGAAGUUGAGGCAUUGAGAACCAUAAAGAGAAGUUUGAUUGAUAUUAAUGGAAAUUUGAGCAACUGGGAUCGUGGAGAUCCAUGUACAUCGAACUGGACAGGGGUUAUGUGCUCCAAUACAACAUUAGCCGAUGGCAAUCUACAUGUUCUACAAUUGCAACUGCUGAAUUUGAACCUGUCUGGAACUUUGGCACCAGAGAUCGGCAACUUGUCUUAUUUGGAAAUAGUGGACUUUAUGUGGAAUGACAUAACUGGGAGUAUACCAAAGGAGAUUGGCAAUAUCAAAACUCUGAAACUCUUGUAA